Molecule: messenger RNA, 3096 nt
Organism: Penicillium longicatenatum
Lineage: Eukaryota; Fungi; Ascomycota; Eurotiomycetes; Eurotiales; Aspergillaceae
Exons: 4
Coding region: 1-3096 (1031 amino acids)
Source: RefSeq, a predicted model, not a curated record
AUGGGAUCUAUCACUCUUUUACAGCGGACUCUGUUACGCAUUACCGACGAUAUAGCUGUCAGUGACCCUGAUCGGCUAUAUUGCGUUCAAUCAAUCUCGCUCGAUGUCUCGCAGGGAUGGAAGGAUAUUACAUUCUCAGGCCUUGUAGCUGCCGCCAAUCGCAUGGCUCAAUGGAUUGAACAGAAUGUGGCACCUUCUGGUACCUCAGAAACUUUGGCUUAUGUUGCUACCAAUGACGUUCGCUAUGCCGCAUUCAUUUUAGCGUGUAUGAGAUUGCGGCACACUGCACUUCUGCUAUCAACGAGAAACUCUGAGCAGGCAUCGCGUCAUGUAAUGAGCGCCACUGGCUGUACGAAAAUUGUCUAUACUUCGGAACGAAACCGACAGAUCGGCGAUCUUACAGCCGCCGAUACUUCUUUAAAGGCUUGGGAAGCCCCGGGUCUAUGGGAGACAUUCGACGACAACUCACCGAACCCUGUGAUCCAGGAACCGGUUGAGGACCAUGAAGAUCGGGUGGCAAUUUACAUACACAGCUCUGGAACAACAGGAAUGCCCAAACCAGUUCCAAUGACCAAUGGCUAUCUCAUUGCCCUGGACGGGCUUGGCUGUCUUCCAGUACCGGAGAACAGAUCACCAAGUAUGCAUUUCCCUGCCCUACGAGGUGUACGCGGCGUUGCUAUGAGCCCUUUCUUCCAUCUCAUUGGCAUAUUGUAUAUUAUCUCGCCGAUGUUCUUCUCCACUCCCUUUGUUUUGAGCCCGGACAAGCCCAUGACAGCAGAACUGCUGGCCCAGAUUAUCGAAGACAAAAGGCCUCCCGUUGGCAUAUUUGCUCCUUCUAUUCUCGAGGACCUUGUUGGAUCGGAGCUGGGAAUCCAGUGCUUGAAGAGUUUUGACUGGAUUUCCUACGGGGGUGCAGCUUUGGCCCCUGAGGUUGGAGACCGCAUCGUCGAAUGGACACACCUGCAGACAGUACUGGGAACAAGUGAAUGUGGGAUUCUUGGAGGGUUAAAAACUCGAGACAGAAAGGACUGGGCAUAUUUUGAGUGGAAUCCACAUGCUGGGCUCGAAAUGCGCGAUGCCGGAGAAGGCUUUUUCGAGCUUGUAGUCCCGCGUGCAAAGAGUCGAGAUGCCCAGUGCGUCUUCCACACCUAUCCCGACAAGUCAGAGUAUCAAACCGGUGACUUGUUUGUUCCUCACCCAGAGAAAGAUUAUUUAUGGCUCUACUGUGGUCGCAAAGAUGAUAUCAUUGUUCUGAGUAAUGGAGAAAAGUUCAAUCCAACUACUAUGGAGGAAAUUAUUACUGGGCAUCCCCUUGUCGCCCGAUGUGUGGUGAUUGGUCAAGGUCGCUUCCAGUCUUCAGUUUUGAUUGAGCCCAAUUGGGAUACAUGGAGUGGCGACGCAAGUGAAUUGAUCAAUGAGAUAUGGCCUACUGUCAAAAAGGCAAAUGAAGCUGCUCCAAGGCACGCGGAAUUGAUGAAAAAUCGCAUUGGAAUUUCGACUCAAUCGAAGUCAUUCCAGCUAACACCGAAAGGAACCAUCAAGCGAAGAUCUGUCCUGGCUGAUUAUGAAGAGGAAAUUAACAAGCUUUACGCAGAUUACGACCAGGCCGACGUUGCACAGCUUGCCAAAGAGGCUACUCAACAAGAGAUCACUUCGUAUAUCACGGCAGCUCUCUCGGAGAUUUUGGAUGUUCCUACUUUUGAUGGGAAUGCAGACAUUUUUGCAUUGGGCCUCGAUUCCCUUCAAACACUCCGUCUAGGCCAAGUCCUUCAAGCAUCUCUUCGGACUGCACGUCCCGAUCUCGGUGCUGCAUUUGGUAGCCCACAGCUUUACUCCCUACCGACAGUCGCCCAGCUCACUGGAUAUGUCUCUGGUCUGCUUCAGGGUCAAAGUUCGGGUCUCGCUGAAGUUGCUGAAGAAAGCGAGAGCGAAAGAGAAGCAAGAAUUGCGGACCUGGUUGGAAAAUAUACCGAUGAUCUCGGAGAAAGCCACGCGGUGAUUCUCACUGGCUCUACAGGCUCUCUUGGGGCCUAUUUGCUAUCUGAGCUCCUUCGUGAUCUCAGUGUUACCAAGAUCUACUGUCUCAACCGAUCUGCAGAUGCAGCCGCACGACAGUUGUCAAGCCUGCAAGAGAAAGGCCUUGCCUACUUCAAGCAGUUCCCCCGUCGGGUAGAGUUUCUCCAGGCCCAGUUUGGGGCUGAAAGACUCGGGCUGGAAGAUUCCAAAUAUGAAGAGCUUUUGCAGGGCGUCGACACCAUUAUCCAUAACGCAUGGAAAGUCAAUUUCAAUCACCGAGUGGAGGCCUUUGAGCAGACCCAUAUUGAGGGAGUGCGUCGCUUGGUCGAAUUCAGUAUCUCCAGUGAUCGAAAUGCCCAUAUUCAUUUCAUAUCGUCCAUCUCCACUAUCGAGGGAUAUAGUCCUGAGCGCGGCCCAUCCAUUCCUGAGGUGAUCUACAAUGAUCCCAGCUCGGCACUUCGUCAGGGAUAUGGAGAGUCAAAACAUGUAUCCGAGAGGAUUUGCGCGGCUGCUUCUGCCCGAGCUGGCGUUCCUACCAGUAUUCAUCGAGUGGGACAGAUCGGGGGACCAACAACUGAGAAGGGAAUGUGGAAUAAGCAAGAAUGGCUUCCGUCGUUAGUCGCAACGUCUAAAACCCUUAAGCAGAUUCCCAAGUCUUUGGGGUCAAUUACGGUGCAGUGGGUUCCAGUGGACGUCACUGCUAAGGUCAUUGCCGAGACGGUUCGGACUCGACGAACUACACAAGAAGAUGAGCCAUGUGCCGCUUUCCACAUCGUCAAUCCCAGAGUGGCGGAAUGGCCAUCGUUGAUCCCCGCCGUGACCAAGUUCUUUGACGUCGAGCCUGUCGAUUUCCCAACAUGGAUAAAAUCUUUAGAAGGCUUCACCAACCCUACGGAAAAUGACCUUAAGGAUAAGCCCGCUCUCAAAAUCUUGGACUUUUUCCAAGCCUUCGCAGCGCUCGAGGAGGCGGGUCCGUGGACCGAGACAACAAAGACACAAGCCGCCAGUAAGACUCUGCGAGAGCUGAAGGCCAUUGAUGCUCCAUUAAUGGAGAACUGGAUGAACCAGUGGAAAUUUUGA